Molecule: messenger RNA, 530 nt
Organism: Anopheles merus
Lineage: Eukaryota; Metazoa; Arthropoda; Insecta; Diptera; Culicidae
Gene: SmD2
Product: probable small nuclear ribonucleoprotein Sm D2
Exons: 2
Coding region: 110-469 (119 amino acids)
Biological process (GO): spliceosomal snRNP assembly; RNA splicing
Cellular component (GO): catalytic step 2 spliceosome; U4/U6 x U5 tri-snRNP complex; U2 snRNP
Molecular function (GO): RNA binding
Source: RefSeq, a predicted model, not a curated record
AAAUCAUGUAAAGGCGGCUAGACGCCGUGCAAAAUGUCAAACACACAAAAAAAACCCAUCAGCGCCGCAUCACGCUUUAGGCAGAAAUAUAUUCAUUCAAUUUCUUUAAAUGGCGCUUGCGAAACCGAAAUCCGAGCUUACUCCCGAGGAGCUGGCGCGCCAGGAGGAGGAAGAGUUCAAUACCGGCCCACUGUCCGUGCUAACGCAGUCGGUGAAAAACAACACGCAGGUACUGAUAAACUGCCGCAACAACAAAAAGCUGCUGGGGCGCGUGAAAGCGUUUGAUCGCCACUGCAACAUGGUGCUGGAAAACGUGAAGGAAAUGUGGACGGAAAUCCCGCGCACCGGCAAGGGCAAGAAGAAGGUGAAGCCCGUCAACAAGGACCGGUUCAUCUCGAAGAUGUUUCUCCGGGGCGAUUCGGUGAUUCUUGUCCUGCGCAACCCACAAGCAACAGCGGCCGGCAAGUGAACCCAGAGUUUACGCGCGCAAACCCAAAUAAAUCUACACUAGCUUAAGUAAUUUCGUACAA